AUGUGUCGGGCGGAGGUCUACGAGCUAGAAGAAGCUCCUUCGUCUGACGAGUCAGAUGGUGAAGAGCAAGUGCUAGGAUACAGCGCGGCGACAGACGGCGUUCGUGCCACGUUAGCUCGGGACAACGUCCGAAUUUCCAUCACCGACGCAACCUUCGCCACGCUCUAUUACGACCAGGAAUGGAUCUUCGACUUGUGGGACAGUGUCGAUGAUACUGUAUACGAGUCGCUAAGUUGGGAUGACGCCGAGCACGCAACGAUUUUAAUCGGAAAUUGGAUCCACGGUCACAGGAAUAACCUCCCGGUGAGGCUAUACGACGAGCUACUGGACGUCGUACUACGGCGUUCUGCGCUUCGCGACAUUGGGCCAACGGUUGCGAUCCGACGGUGGAUUAGGUCCAUCGUUGAAUACCUCCGCGACCGGGAUUUCGAGAACUUCUGA
This is a messenger RNA of Coniosporium apollinis CBS 100218, 441 nucleotides long. RefSeq lists its product as uncharacterized. The coding region runs from base 1 to 441 and encodes 146 amino acids. The record is from RefSeq and is a predicted model, not a curated record. NCBI's taxonomy places the organism in Eukaryota, Fungi, Ascomycota, Dothideomycetes. The transcript is spliced from 2 exons.